Leptopilina heterotoma is the source of this 2121-nucleotide messenger RNA. Its product is annotated as terminal nucleotidyltransferase 4B-like. The record is from RefSeq and is a predicted model, not a curated record. The transcript has 8 exons. Gene Ontology annotation, molecular function: mRNA binding; poly(A) RNA polymerase activity. Bases 215 to 1828 code for a protein of 537 amino acids. Gene Ontology annotation, biological process: RNA 3'-end processing. Lineage: Eukaryota; Metazoa; Arthropoda; Insecta; Hymenoptera; Figitidae. Gene Ontology annotation, cellular component: nucleolus; TRAMP complex.
UGUGCAAAAACUCUGUGGUAAAUGUUAAAGAGGAGCUUGUCUGGGCUCCAGUAUUAUAUUUCAAUGUUUUAAAAAGCGAGUAUGUACACUUCCUUAAACUCUAAUAUCAAGAAGAUUUGAAAAAGUUAUUUUCUUAAUUUUGACUAUACGAAAAAAAAGGAACAUUUAUGACAGUUUACAUAUAUAAAUUAAACUAAAAACUAGUAUUUUUCAUAUGGAUCCCACGAUUGGUUGGCAUCAACCAGAACAAUUCGGUCCUGCAAAAGAUUUGUGGUUACAUAUUUGGGAAGCUGAAAAGGGCUUAGAUAUAUUAACAUCUAAGCUCGACAUUUCGUGUGCAAUGGGCAAUAAAAUUCAGCAGGACAAUUCAUUGACCGACAACUACAAUCGACUUAGUGAAGAUAGAAUUAAUCGUCUCCCCCACAAUAGUUGUAAUAACUAUUACAAUCCUUCUAGAAGGAAAAACGAUAAUCGUGCUAGUACUUACGGAAUGAACUAUAAUUAUAAUGCUUUAGUUGGUGCAUAUGGUGGAUGUCCCUGGCGAAUUCCAAACAAACAUUAUUCCAAAGGUGUUAUAGGACUACAUGAAGAAAUUGAAGAUUUCUUCGCUUAUAUGUGUCCGUCAACAGAAGAGCAUAAUUUACGACUGCGUGUAGUUAAAAGAAUAGAACAAAUUAUUAAUGAAUUGUGGCCCGAUUCCAAAGUAGAAGUAUUUGGAAGUUUUAGGACUGGAUUAUAUUUGCCAACGAGUGAUAUCGAUCUGGUCGUAAUUGGAAACUGGUCUAAUUUACCACUUCGAACAUUAGAACGUGCUUUAUUAGAUCAAAAUAUUGCUGAACCCUCGUCUAUUAAAGUAUUAGAUAAGGCUAGCGUUCCUAUUGUUAAACUUACCGAUAAAGAAACUGAAAUCAAAGUUGACAUCAGUUUUAAUAUGAAUAGUGGGGUUAAAUCGGCAGAAUUGAUCAAGUCAUUUAAACGACAAUUUCCAGUUUUGGAUAAAUUAGUCAUGGUACUCAAACAGUUUUUACUGCAACGUGACCUUAAUGAAGUUUUUACUGGCGGUAUUUCAUCUUAUAGUUUAAUUCUUAUGACUAUAAGUUUUUUGCAGUUGCAUCCAAGACAAAACGCACAUAGUUCAAAUGCGAAUUUAGGAGUAUUAUUAAUUGAAUUUUUGGAAUUGUACGGCAGAAAAUUUAAUUAUGUAAAGACUGGAAUCCGAAUUAAAAGCGGUGGUACUUACAUAUCUAAAGAAGAGGUUCAACGAGAAAUGAAAGAUGGCCAUCGUCCUUCAUUACUUUGCAUAGAGGAUCCAUUAACACCGGGCAAUGAUAUUGGUCGAAGUAGUUAUGGUGCAUUGUAUGUGAAAGAUGCUUUUGACUGGGCAUACUUUGUUCUCUCUCAAGCUGUUAGUCCUCUCAACAUACUUGUAAAUGACGCAAAUAAAGUUAGUAUUUUGGGACGGAUAAUUAGAGUAACUGACGAGGUGAUAGACUAUCGUAAAUGGAUCAAAGAAACAUUCCCAUUGACAGUAAAUGAAAUGGAUUCUCUCUCGAGUUCAACUGGCUCAGAUGCAUCGACCCUCUCGGCACCUGCUAGUGAUACGGAUUCUGAAAGCAGCCGUGAAAAUUCUCCUAAUGUUGGAAAAAAGACUGAAAAUGAAUAUAAAAACGGAAACACGGACGAUGCACAUCUUUCAAAUACACAUGCUCAAUGGAAAAAGUCAUAUAAACCUACAACACAUAGAUCUAGAUCUUCGACUCUUCGAAAAAGGAGUGCUUUAACUGAAAACACCGAGGUUCCAUCAUUUUCGCCAUCAUCGUUCCCAUAACGACCUUUUCGAUUAUCCUUAAAUAAAGGUUCGAAAAAAUUUUACUCUCAGGAUUGAGACGGAGCUGUAGUACUAACUACUACAUGUGAAAGAAUUAUACUUUUCUGCCAAAAGUCUAAUAAUAAAAACAAUAAAAAAAAAAAAACAAAAACUAUAAAAAAUAAGUAAAAAAAAUAAGCUUUGUACAUAAUAUGCAACACAUGCUGCUUUAUCGCAUGUAAAGAGUAUUACGAGUAUAUUAUUCAGAUGACUUAAGUAUAAAAUACAAAUAAAAAGUUUUUGGCUAUUCAGAA